Saccostrea cuccullata (small rock oyster) is the source of this 883-nucleotide messenger RNA. RefSeq lists its product as uncharacterized. Lineage: Eukaryota; Metazoa; Mollusca; Bivalvia; Ostreida; Ostreidae. Gene Ontology annotation, cellular component: nucleus. The record is from RefSeq and is a predicted model, not a curated record. The coding region runs from base 245 to 793 and encodes 182 amino acids. The transcript is spliced from 3 exons. Gene Ontology annotation, biological process: protein neddylation. Gene Ontology annotation, molecular function: NEDD8 transferase activity.
UAUUGCAAUUUAUUUCAUCAUCCGUCAGCUGUGUUGUGAAAAGAAUCUAAAUAUAGAAUCGGGACUUUCAUAUAAAGCUUGCUAAAGUCCUACAUACCCGUAAUUAUACGAAAUGUACUGUGGAAGAAAGAUGGCAAACAUGACGUGAGAACUCGUUUUUGUUCACGCACGUAGUGCGUUCGUUUAUAAUUAUAGAAAAUGUUUAUCCAGAAGAAACUAGGGCGAUCUUGUAUUUAUAGAAAAUAUGGGGACAACGCACAGGAUAACAAAAGAUUUUCAUCGUUUGGCGAGGACUAUAGAGAGUUUUUCAGAUGGCCAAGCCAAGGUUAUUCUGGGGGAUGACGACGAAAAAGAUAGAACGGAGACGUUCUUUAGAUUUGAGGUGGACAUAAUGCCCAAUGGAGGUCCAUAUCAAGGAGGCAGUUUCAGGUUUGAGUUUUGUGUAGAAAAGGAAUGUCAGUGGCCCAGGGAGCCCCCAAUCAUCCGCUGUCUGACGGAUAUCUACCAUCCUAACAUUGACCACCUGGACCGUGACGACUGCUCCAAUGUCUGCGUCAGUGUACUGGACCGUGACGUCUGGUCAGCUGACCAGUGUGACUUUGAGACUUGUGUCCAGGCUCUGUUGUUCCUGUUCUAUCAACCAAACUUUGACGACGCCUUGAGCCCAGUCUGUUGUUCUGAUGAACAUUUUCAGGAACUGGUUCAAAUUUCUCUAAAAGGAGGAACCAUAGAUGGAUUUCAGUUUAGACCAAAUAAAGGCAGAAUAAACAAUAUCCUAGAGGAAAUAACGUGACAUUACUCAUAUAUUUAUAAAUGUGUUACCUUUAUUAUAUAUUUAUUUAUAAAUUUGUUAGCUUGUUAAAAUAAAUUUUAAAACUCUUAA